Artibeus jamaicensis (Jamaican fruit-eating bat) is the source of this 1937-nucleotide messenger RNA. It is a transcript of the gene NFYA, whose product is annotated as nuclear transcription factor Y subunit alpha. Gene Ontology annotation, biological process: regulation of transcription by RNA polymerase II. Gene Ontology annotation, cellular component: CCAAT-binding factor complex. Bases 360 to 1403 code for a protein of 347 amino acids. The record is from RefSeq and is a predicted model, not a curated record. Gene Ontology annotation, molecular function: DNA-binding transcription factor activity, RNA polymerase II-specific; RNA polymerase II cis-regulatory region sequence-specific DNA binding. NCBI's taxonomy places the organism in Eukaryota, Metazoa, Chordata, Mammalia, Chiroptera, Phyllostomidae. The transcript is spliced from 10 exons.
CGUCGAGCCCGGGGAGUCGAGCUGAGCCUAGCCGAGUGGGGUGGCAGGCAACCCCGGCCGAGGGCCUGCGAGCUCUGCGGGGCACUCCCGGCCAAGGCCUGUAGGGGGCUGCCCCGCGCAGGAAUGGCGCCCCCAGGGGCAGGCACCUUGGGGUCCAGAUUCCUACAGGGUGCCAGUGCAAGGUGGGGAUGUGUCCCGGUUCCCCCGACUCUUAGACCAAGGUUCUCAGGCUUCAGGCUCGGGAAUGAUUGGGAUGCCUGCCUGCCACGAAUACCCCUACACUCAGGAGUGCAUCUCACAGUCUUCUAUACUCUCCAGAGUGAAACUCACUGUGUGCCGAAUUUCAACUUGGAGGGACCAUGGAGCAGUAUACAACGAACAGCAAUAGUUCAACAGAGCAGAUUGUUGUACAGGCUGGACAGAUUCAGCAGCAGCAGCAGGGUGGUGUCACUGCUGUCCAGUUGCAGACUGAGGCCCAGGUGGCAUCCGCCUCAGGCCAGCAAGUCCAGACCCUCCAGGUAGUCCAGGGGCAGCCAUUAAUGGUACAGGUCAGUGGAGGCCAGUUAAUCACAUCAACUGGCCAACCCAUCAUGGUCCAGGCUGUCCCUAGUGGACAAGGUCAAACCAUCAUGCAAGUACCUGUAUCUGGAACACAGGGUUUGCAGCAGAUACAAUUGGUUCCUCCUGGACAGAUCCAGAUCCAAGGUGGGCAGGCUGUACAGGUACAGGGCCAGCAGGGCCAAACCCAGCAGAUCAUCAUCCAGCAGCCCCAGACCGCUGUCACAGCAGGUCAGACUCAGACACAGCAACAGAUUGCUGUCCAGGGGCAGCAGGUAGCACAGACUGCUGAAGGGCAGACCAUCGUCUAUCAGCCAGUUAAUGCGGAUGGCACCAUUCUCCAGCAAGUUACAGUCCCUGUUUCAGGCAUGAUCACCAUCCCAGCAGCCAGUUUGGCAGGAGCACAGAUUGUUCAGACAGGAGCCAACACCAAUACAACCAGCAGUGGACAAGGGACUGUCACUGUGACUCUACCAGUGGCAGGCAAUGUGGUCAAUUCAGGAGGGAUGGUCAUGAUGGUGCCUGGUGCUGGCUCUGUUCCUGCUAUCCAAAGGAUCCCUCUACCUGGAGCAGAGAUGCUUGAAGAAGAGCCUCUCUAUGUGAAUGCCAAACAGUACCAUCGCAUACUUAAGAGGAGGCAAGCCCGGGCCAAACUAGAGGCAGAAGGGAAAAUUCCAAAGGAAAGAAGGAAAUACCUGCAUGAGUCUCGGCACCGUCAUGCAAUGGCACGGAAGCGUGGUGAAGGUGGGCGAUUUUUCUCUCCAAAGGAAAAAGAUAGUCCUCAUAUGCAGGAUCCAAACCAAGCAGAUGAAGAAGCCAUGACACAGAUUAUCCGAGUGUCCUAACCCCAGGCUAUGUGAUGGGCCUGAUCAAGGUCAUGUUCUUCGCCAUUGUUCCAGGAAAUUGAUCAGUUCUUCCAAUGGGACACUGAUGAUCACAUUCUGCCCUUUUUAUGGGACAGAAACCCACUUAGUUUUUAAUAAGUGGUUCAGUAUUAUAAUUGCAGCAAUGUCUGGCAAAUUGAAGUGGCAAGCCUUUCUCACCCCUUCAGUCAGGACCUGUUUUAGACUGUUGAUGACAUUGACAUUUCACGGAUUAGGAUGAUGCAAGGGACUCAUGCCAGCCCAGCAGUACCACACACAGCACUUAAGUUGACUGGUGAAGCCAGCCAACUAUCUCAGCAGAGGAGAAUAACCUCAAGCUAAACUGAAUUCAGGGAAGGUGGAGCCCACUUCUUCCCAUGGAAUCUAAACACCAUCCAUCCCUCUGGUGAGAGAUCUCAGGCUAAGUAAAUGGAUACUUUGUAUUCAGAGAUGACUUCCAGGUGAGGAAGUUCCAUCUCAUAAUAUGGAAAUAAUAAAUUCUCUGAGAUACAUUCA